GUCAGCAACAUGUAGGCAGGCUGAGUAAAGAGAGGUCGAGACUGUGUGUACGUACGGUUUUUUUUUCUUUUUCACCCAGAGUAACACACCGGGUGGAUACGUCGUGGAAAUGGGCAGCCGUGGAUUGGAUUUACCGGGGACGAAGUGCCGCAGGGAGGACAGAGUAUCCGGAUCCUGAGAAAACAGUUUUGUUCCUGCAUAAAGCACCAGCUACCCAAGUGACUCUCUGCCCUUGUCAUGGCAUCAAGGCCCGUCCUUUCAUUCCUGUUGGCUGUUCUGGCGUGCACUGGGCCGGCUCAGCCUUCCCCCCCACUGCUGCUCCGCCCCCGGGAGAGAGAGAGGGAUUCGGGAGGGGCUUCGGGCGGAGUCAACAUCGCUGUGGUCCACUCCGGCUCCUCCCACCUCCCGGAAACGAGCGCUGGGGUGGGGGGUAUGGGUGGCGCCUCUACGGCAGGCUCUGGCUCCGGUGCCGGGCCAAGCAGCAGCUCAGGGACGGGCGUUCUGAGUCGGGCCUGGUCUGGACAAGUGGGUGAGAGCGUGAUGACGCCUUGGGGACCGGCCAAUGUGAUCUGGCUGGCCGUGAACGAGAGCAGUCCUGGGAGCCUGUUGCUACAGUUGUGUGAAUUACUGGCUACCACACCGCUUCAAGGGCUUGUGUUUGAGGAAGAGAAGCCACCACCGCCCACCCGGGCACCAUUAGCACCUAUGCUGGAGUUUGUUUCGGCCCAGACAGGUGUACCUGUCAUUGCUGUGGGGGGAGGAGCUGGCCUGGGGAGGGAGCCACAGGAAAGCGGCUCGGUCUACCUGCAGUUCUCUUGCGCCACUUCUCUGCAACUGGAAGUCAUUUUUGAAGUUCUGGAGGAGUUCGAUUGGACUGCGUUCUCAGUGGUCACCACGCGCCACCACGGAUAUGAAGAUUUUCUGGCCAUGGUAGAGGGCACGAUAGAUGGCUCCUUCAUUGGUUGGGAGAGAAAGAGCGUGGUAAUGCUUAACCUGACCGAUGACCCGGGAGGUGCUCGUGCCCGCAGACUGCUGAAGGAGAAUGAAGCACAGGUGCGACUCCUGUAUUGCUCACAGGAAGAGGCGGAGCACAUUUUUAAGGCAGCGUGGGCAUCAGGUCAGGCGACCCCUUCCCACAUGUGGUUUGCAGUUGGACCAGGUCUGUCAGGACUAGGUCUGGAAGGUCUACCCAAGGCUCUGUUUGCAGUGCGACCCCAGGGAUGGAGGGACGAACCUCGGCGGCGUAUCGCAAAGGGAGUGUCGGUACUGACGCAUGGCGCCAUGGCUUUACGUAGGGAGUACGGUGGGGCUAGAGGGACGAGCUUUGCUGGAAACUGUGUGAUGGAUGGAAACCAAACUCGGAGGGUGCCAGAUAGGAUCAGGUUCUUCAGUAACAUAACUCUAUCCGGCCGGGACUAUUCCUUCAAUAAUGACGGUUAUCUGGCAAAUCCGCUCUUGGAUGUUAUCUCCUACACUGCAGGAAGAGGCUGGGAGGAGGUAGGUUGGUGGGAGAAUGGAGUGCUACGUCUGCGUUACCCUCCGUGGUCCCGUUACGGGCCUUUUCUCAAGCCUCUUGAUGAUUCCCAGCACUUACGUGUGGUCACGCUAGAGGAAAGGCCCUUCGUUAUCGUCGAACCCGCUGAUCCUGGUACGGGCUCCUGCAUCAGAGACUCUGUGCCGUGCCGUCUGCCGCUCAACAACAGUAUGGUUGUCGAGGGCAUUCAAUCCAUGAAACACUGCUGCAAAGGCUUCUGUAUUGAUGUUCUCAAGCGCCUGGCUAAAAUAGUGGGCUUCACCUAUGACCUCUAUCUGGUGACCAAUGGCAGACACGGAAAGAACAUAGAUGGAGAGUGGAAUGGAAUGGUCGGGGAGGUGGUGUCGAGGCGGGCAGACAUGGCCAUUGGCUCCUUGACUAUUAAUGAGGAGAGAUCAGAAGUCGUGGAGUUUUCGGUACCGUUUGUAGAGACCGGCAUCAGUGUCAUGGUCUCUCGUAGCAAUGGCACUGUUUCACCAUCUGCCUUCCUUGAGCCAUACAGUCCAGCUGUGUGGGUGAUGAUGUUUGUCAUGUGCCUGUCUGUGGUAGCCGUCACCGUCUUCAUAUUCGAAUUCUUCAGCCCUGUUGGAUAUAACCGCAGCUUACAGAGCGGGAAGAAGGCAGGAGGUUCGAAGUUCACUAUAGGAAAGUCUAUCUGGCUGCUGUGGGCUCUGGUUUUUAAUAACUCUGUUCCUGUGGAGAACCCAAGAGGCACCACUAGUAAGAUUAUGGUGCUGGUUUGGGCUUUCUUUGCUGUCAUCUUUCUGGCCAGCUACACUGCUAACCUGGCAGCCUUCAUGAUUCAGGAGGAGUACAUCGACACCGUAUCUGGCCUCAGUGAUAAGAAGUUCCAGCAGCCCACUGAUCAGUAUCCCCCCUUGCGCUUUGGGACCGUCCCAAACGGAAGCACUGAGGAAAACAUACGAAGCAACUAUCCCAACAUGCAUCAGUACAUGGUGCGACACAAUCAGAGAGGUGUAGAAGAGGCCAUCGACAAUCUUAAGACCGGAAAACUGGAUGCCUUUAUAUAUGAUGCAGCUGUCUUGAACUACAUGGCUCGUAAGGACGAGGGCUGCAAAGUGAUGACCAUCGGAUCUGGUAAAGUGUUUGCCACAACAGGAUAUGGCAUUGCGUUACAUAAGAAUUCCCGCUGGAAACGACCGCUGGACCUUGCACUGUUACAGCUGGUUGGAGACGAUGAGAUCGACAUGCUUGAACGGCUUUGGCUCUCUGGAAUCUGCCACAAUGAUAAGAUCGAGGUCAUGAGUUCCAAGCUGGACAUAGACAACAUGGCUGGAGUCUUUUAUAUGCUUCUGGUUGCGAUGGGCCUAAGUUUGUUGGUGUUUGCAUGGGAGCACCUUGUCUACUGGAAGCUCCGUCACUGUAUGGGACGUUCUGGAGGACUGGACUUCCUGCUGGCUUUUAGUCGGGGAAUGUACAGCUGCUGCAAUUUCGAGGAUGAAACAGCUCCUGGAGGUUCCCAAAGCACACUUUCUCAGUAUCAUCAUGUCUCUACAAUUCCUCCUCCUCCCCCACCUCAUGUGAUCUCUACAUCUAUGGCCAAUCCCCCCAUCCCUAUGGCACAACAACAGCAGCAGCAACAACAACAGAAACAACACCACCAGCAGCCACCGCCAUUAUACAGCGCCCUUCUCCCUGGCUCAACUCCUUCAGGUGGACAUUCUGGCAUGGCUCUAGGGCCAUCAAACAGUCCCAUUCUUGGAGCACCAAUGCCUUGCUCUACGUUCCUACCACGCCAUGAUCGGAGAUUAGCUGUGGUGGAUCGGUGGACGCGUCCGAAGGUGGGCCCUGAGAAAGCCAGUGGUGUAAACAGUGGGAUUGCAGACUUAACACAAUUCCAGAGUAUGCCCCCUCACUGGGGUACAGGAGUAAGUGGAGGGGAGGGGAGUCUGGAUGAGUACAAGAGAUACUAUGGCCCAAUUGAUCCUGAGGGUUUAGGGGUCUCUGCAGACUCACAAAAUAUAGUAACUCAAACUCCAAAAACUAAGCAUCGAGUGACAAAAUCCACUGGAAACCCAAGGGAACAACCUAAAGGUCAAGUGCCCGCCGGGCACUUACCCAUUAACCCUACUUUACCACAUCCCUCUUCACCUCAACAGUUCUUAUGGAGGAGAAACAGCUUCUCUAAAAGGAAGGGCUCAGGGGGCCCAUUAUAUGAAAACAUUCUUCCCCUUGGAAGGAGAGGUGGUGGCAGGCAUGGAAUAAGAGACGGGGGUAGCAGAAGGGGACGUCGUCCUCCUCCCAUUCCUCUACCUAUACCUGUGCCUCUCUGUUCCCCUACCCAAACUCCCCCCUCACCUUCUCCAUCUAUUUGUUACACAACUACAUCUUCCAGCAGCUCUAGCACCUCCAGUUCAUCCUCUUCCUCAGAAUCAGUCUCACGAUCCAAUUCUCCUUCUUCUUCAUCUUACACAUCAUCACAGAGUUUCAGGUACCGGGAAAAUGUGUAUGAGGAUUAUGACACAGAGCUUACAGAGGAGUCAAGCUUGCUAUUGGGUAAAAGAAAAAGUCGUUCACGUAUGUCCUCUCGAUCGCUGCCCAGCAGUCCUCCACCACCACCAAUACCACCACGCAAGCCUUGCCCACAGAAAGCGCAGAUGCGAGACAGGGCAGGCAGUCAGCUUGCUCAACUUCAAGAGUGGUGGGCAUCUUGGGGAGAGAAAGAAAAGAACAGAAGAACAGUUGGUGACAGAGAAGUGAAGGAGGAGAAACGACAUCACAAGGAGAGGGAAAGAGAGAGAAAGAGGAGGAAGAAAGGUAGAAAGAAAAAGAAAAGAGAAGAGCGUGAAAGAGAAAGGGAGCGUAAAAGACGUAAAGUGAAGAAGAAAAAGAAAAAAGAGGAGAAAUCCAAAAGAAAGGAAAGGGAAAGGCGAUCGGAGCAUGAAGAGGGAGAUAUUGACAGGAAAGAUGUUUUUGAAAAAGUUGUAGGACAGGAAUACACUUCAUAUCCUGCACUAAGACGAAGCUCUUUUCGAAAAAAGAGUGAAAGCUCUACAAGAAGUUAUGACUGGGAUAUUAACAGGGAUGGAGUAAAGAGAGAGAGGGAUGAUCAAGGAGCUGAGGAUGAAGAGGGAAGUAGGGGAAAAGAAAGGCUUCACAGAAGUCCUAAAUCACAUCGCCACUCCAGGCCAAGGUCUAGCAACAAACAUUAUUCCACCUCAAACAAACCUUCUUCAACCGUCAAAUUUUGGGCUAGUGGCAACCCAACUUCAGAGUCACCAUCAACUUUUGUACCCCUGCUUCCACUUUCUAAAAGACGAAAAUCUAUUGGAGCUGAGAGAGAUGAGCGAGGAAGAGUUGGAGAGAGUCGCCCCCUCUUGGGAAAGAAUGAGAGAGGUAAAGCUUGUUCGAGAGAAGGACUGUCAUUUCACGAAUGGGAUUCUGAGGAUGAGGAGGAGUCAGAGGUGGAAAGAAGAAGACCAGAAGGACAGGGGAGACGAAGAGAAAGUCGAACAAUGGACUCAGAGUCCGACAGGGAUAGAGAAAAAACUGUUGAGAUAUACACAGAUGAUGAAGGUUCCUCAGGAGAGUUUGGUAAGUUUGAGAGAUAUUGGGAGGGUCACGAAGGAAGAGCAGUUGGAGGCAUUGGUGGAGGUGGAUGGUUUUUUGGCACUUACCCUGCCAGAGAGAGAGGAGGAAGUAUAAAUAGUAGAGAUGACUCAUUUUUGGGAUGGGGUGGUGGAGAAAGCAGCUUGGGGUUUGGAACGGGAUGGGGAUCAGGAGGCUUAGGAAACCAGCGGCCUCCCGCUCCAUUAACUCCUCCUCCCCCUCGAAGAUAUUGGUCUGUAGACAAGUUACCACUGAAGACUGAAAAGAAAUCUAAAAGCAAAUCCCAAGAAAAGAGUCGUGGACACACAUCUUGUUCCUGCCAGUCGCCCCAUCACUCUGCCAGCACUCACUCCAAAUGGAACCGAGUGACUUCUCGCAGUCAGGAGGAGCUACUUCCCCACUGCCACAGUUUCAGUAGCAGUGUAAGGCCCAAGCGGCAAUCAUCAAAACCAGAUCGGGUUCAGAGCCAAGCAAAAUCUGGAAGCCAGUCCAACCUCAAUGCACAAAGGUCGCAGCGUUCAGACCGGUCUCGACAACCACCAUCUCCUCCUCAGAGUCUACCACCAUCGUUGCCCACUCCCAUGGUCCCUGCACUCCCAGCACCCCCAACGUCCUCUCAUCAUAUACACGUUCCUCCACCUACCUCAUCCUCCUCAGUUUCAUCGCCUUCAGUUGUCUCAUCCACUCCUGGUGCACCACAACCCUCUUCUCUGUCCUCUUCUAGUGCUAAGCUUCAGUAUCAGAAACUGCGGUCUGUACCCCAAAGGUAUCAAUCCCCACAUCUUCCCCUUAAAACCAAGAGUCUGUGCUCUCGUCGAGGCUCUGCCCAGUUCUCCAGUGUGGAGAGUGAGGUCUGAGAAACAUAUUUAAAUGAGGAACAUCAGCAAGCAGCCCCAAUGGGCAAUCAAAUCACCUGCUCAUGCUACAAACUGUUAACUGUUCAUAACAGUUGGGUUGUUUUUGCUGGCACCCUCCUCUUGCACAAAGCUAUAAUGCUCCUUGAUUGGAUUGGAAUGACAUUUAAAUUGUAGCCCUUUCUCUUUAUUGGUGUAAGAAUGGUACUGCCAUGCUGACAAAUUUUGUUGAUGUUAGCAAGGCUAUUCAUAUGGCUUUUUCUCUUAUUUUUGGAGGCUUUAAGGUGGCAUGUCAAUAACAUGGGUAAAUGUGAUUUUUGGAGGGGGGGAGUGUUUUGCUGCUCGGUGGCUCAGGAACGAUUUUUCAAGGGGAGAUUCAGAGGUCAAAAUACAAAGUCCUAAUGCCCCACCCAAUCUUCUUUUGCUCUCAAAGUUAAAUCAUGGCAUUAUUGUUAUGUAUAUGUUCAAUAUAUCUCAAGGGAAGCAUUCACAAAGGAAAGUAGCAAUCCAUUCUCUCUUUUCUGAGCAUAUUCCUUGACUCCACCUCCUUCCACAAACUAACAUAUUCCAGUCUGUGUGUUGUUGUCAGUGUUCGUAAACCUGGAAACAGGGUAAGUUAGCCAUGACUGAUCACACAAUGGCUUACAGAAGCUGAAUGCCAAACUUAAGUGGAGCUGAUGUACUGUCCUGUUACACUGAAAUCAUUACACAGGUCCUCAUGAUUCAUUCAUCUCCCUUGAGCAAUACAUAAUUAACUACAAACGACAUUCAAUACAUAUAUUUUAUAUUAUAAAGUUAUUUUAUUAUAUAUGUACAUAUAUAUAUAGUAUAUGUUUUGUGAUCUGGUUUAAAAUAGUUGUGUUCAGUUAUUAAAAAUAUAAGCACUGUGCUGUAUUACAGUAGGGCACAUCUUUCAACUACCUAUAAUCGGUGGCAGCCCUUCCCCUCUUGACUGAAUGUACAUGUCGCCAUGACAACACAGUGUGCUGCAACCAAGAAGACACUUUUAAGAUCGUAGCUUUCUCGAGAGACACCUUUUUGUCAGAGCCAGUUAGGGUAGUUUUGAAUGAUGUUGUUUGGAGUGCAAGUAAGACAGGGCUAGCCAUACUGCAACACUGUCCUCGCUAACAACAAUGUCAGUGAGCGAAAAGAGACAUGUCAUUUUUCAGAGAGCGAUAAGUGAAAAAGAGCGCUGUUUACAGUUGAACACUGUGUUUUUACACCGUUUUUUACAAGUUGCUCUGUUCUGUCAUUUAUAAGGCUCAGACAUGAUAUUCAUACUUGCUUAGCAAGUAGCAGCAAGGUACAACUAGUCAAUUGAGAACAGAACAGAUUUGCUGAUUUAUACUUUUCAGACAUAUAUGUGAUUUAGAAAGUAAGCCAGAUUUCUCUUUUCGAGUUUUCUGUUAACUGUGAGGAAUAUACUGUACUGAUAAUCAGGUUGUUUGGUUUUGCUUUCAUCAUUAGCCUAAAGCUAGCAUUUUUGAAGUGAUUGCUAUAAUUGACUGUGAAUAUUGCUAAGGGCAUAUACAUGUUUGGCAGCAGGUCUGAGUCAAUUAUGUUUUAUUUUGUUUAUUUAUAUUGCAUUUAAAACACAUGUGGCCUCUCUGUGUUUAAUGUUUUUUGUGUUUCUUUAGGUUUAGAUUACUAGGUUGAUUACUGAUGUUUUUAUUUACUGUAUGUUGGCUUGACACUUGGGUUAUGGAGUCCAACUCCUAGAGCUCUCAAGCUACCAAAACCACAGAACUUAACACAGUCCCUCAGGCUAUUCAGUUUUUUUAGACUAAUCAGACAUACAUUUUUACGGAGCCCCUAAGGGGACAUGGAGCAAAAAUGAAAUAAAGUUUAGUUUCGCGUGCGCACGUGAAACUUUCCCGUGCGCAUGUGAAACUUUCGCUUUCACGAAAGUUUUUUUUUUUUUUACUCCAGUGUCACCUUAGGGGCUCGGUACAUUUUGCCCUUGCAAACAGUCUGGUUUAUAUUUUUGGAUUUAAACUUCAUCUCAUCCACUCUAGACUACCGUGUACAGUUAAAGAAUUCCCCCAAGAAUGAAUAUUUUGUCAUUAAUUACUCACCCUCAUGUCAUUCCACACCCGUAUGACCUUCGAUUAUAUUUGCAACAAAAUUGAGAUAUUUUUAAUGAAAUCCGAGAUCAGCCAUAGACAGCAAUGCAACUCAAGCCCUAGAAAAGGCAGUAAUGACAUUGUAAAUUAGUCCAUGUGACUACAGUGGGUCAAUUUACAUUUUAUGAAGUGACAAGAAUCCUUUUUGUACUCAUAAAGUGAGCCUGCAUGCAUGCGUUUAGCGGCGUUGUGCGUCAGCCAUAGACAUAUAUGUACAUAGAUGUCCCAUUAACGGCUCGCAUCUAUGGAUUGGCUCAGAAAGCUCUGGGAUUUCAUUAAAAUAUCGUAGUUUGUGUUCCGAAGAUAAAUAAACAUCUUUAGGGGAUGAGAAAUACAUUUUAAUGGAAAAUUUUUUGAUUAAAUCCGAGAUCAGCCAUAGACAGCAACGCAACUCAAUGCCCAGAAAAGGCAGUAAUGACAUUGUAAAUUAGUCCAUGUGACUACAGUGGGUGAAUUUACAUUUUAUGAAGUGACAAGAAUACUUUUUGUGCUCAUAAAGUGAGUCUGCAUGCAUGUGUUUAACUUCGGCGUCGUGCGUCAGCCAUAGACAUAUAUGUACAUAAAUGUCCCAUUAACGGCUCGCAUCUAUGGAUUGGCUCAGAAAGCUCUCAGAUUUCAUUAAAUAUAUCAUAGUUUGUGAUCCGAAGAUAAAUAAACAUCUUUAGGGGAUGAGAAAUAAAUUUUAAUGGAAUUUUUUUUUUAAAUCUGAGAUCAGCCAUAGACAGCAACGUAACUCAAGGCCCAGAAAAGGCAGUAAUGACAUUGUAAAUUAGUCCAUGUGACUACAGUGGGUCAAUUUACAUUUUAUGAAGUGACAAAAAUACUUUUUGUGCUCAUAAUGUCAGUCUGCAUGCAUGCGUUUAACGAGGUCGUGCGUCAGCCAUAGACAUAUAUGUACAUAAAUGUCCCAUUAACAGCUUGCAUGUUUGGAUUGGCUCAGAAAGCUCUCGGAUUUCAUUAAAAAUAUCUUAAUUUGUGUUCUGAAGAUAAACAAAUGUCUUUAGGUGGUGAGAAAUUCAUGGCAAAAUCUUCGGAUUACAUCACGAAUAAAUAACACUUCUAUUUUUAAUGCUUUUUAAACGCUUUGUCAAGCCAGCAUUGUAAUUUGUCUUGAUAAAGUUUACUUGUUUACAUUUUAAUUACAUUGUAUAUUGUUACUUAUGUACAUGUGUAUUUAUGCAUUUAUAUACGUUUCAAGUGCAUAUUUGACACAGAACUACGCACAGGCUAAUUGUUUUCGUGUGCUUGUAACUGCGUCUGAGCCAUAUUAAGCUUAUUUGUUGUAUGCUGAGCUUUUUAAAAGUCGUACUAAUUAAUUGGGGUAUAUUUUGUUGUCAAUGGGCUAACCAGUAAUGUCAAGGGACUAUAGAGUAUCGUAUACACAAACAUUCGGAAAAUUGGGAAGGCAGUAACACAAAUGACCAGAAUGAAAACACUGCCUCGCUCUCACAGAUCUCAACGUAAUUCUGAGUAGUUUAUCUUGACAUUAACAUUAAUAUUUGGCAGCUUAUAUACGUGUAUCCUUUGACUCCAACUUUGUUGUGUAAUACUUGUCUGAAUUACUUUAUAUAUAGAUGUACCUCAUGUAUGUGUUUGUGAAGUUUAGAUAGCAAUAGAGAAAUAGCUGUUCAGCGAAGCACUAUAGCUGAAGACAAAAACAUUGUUUUCGAACAUUUCUCGAUAAUUAAGAUGUGUUCCAUGUAAAAAAAUCGUUUUCGAGUUCCCUAUCCAUUCCAACGCACACAUCAAUUCAGUAGACGGCUUCGAUGAAAUGUUUGGGCUCAACCGGCAAGGGCCUUAAGUUAAGAUUUUAUUUUAAUUUUCAAAUUGAUUCAAAUAUCAGGCAUAUUGCACAAAGUAUAUUAGGAAAAAAUGCCACCCUGAAUCUUAAAAAGGCCUUUCUCUAUAGACACGUGUCUUGUUGUGUUGAUUGUGUCUUUGACAGUAAAUGUUUUUGUUUGUUUGUUACUUUGUUUAUUACUCUAAAGAUAAGCAGCAGCAUUUAAAUAUAAACCUAUAGUAAAGAAAAUGAUAUAUUUCAACAAAUAACAUGCAUAUAUAUAUAUAUAUAUAUAUAUAGAGUUAUAUGUAAUGGUUAUCUACUAAAUUUUUCUCUUUGAAUUAGUCCUCUUUUGUCUCUUUGUCCUCUCUCUCGUCUCAUAACAGCUGACAUCAGAGACCAGUCUCCUACUGUGUUUUAAUGAAUGACAUGGCCACCCAUCGACCACGAUGAAUUUAUGUUGCGAAUUACCCAACGCUGUGAUUGAGGUGUGUAUGUGUCUCAGUUUUGGAAUGUUGAGAAACGACUUUUGAAGAUAAACUUGCAAAACAGCCGUAGGCUCCCGACUGUGCUCACUACGAGCAUCCAUCUUGGGCUAGCGAGUAGUUUUUAAGCAGACAGCCACUCUUCUGAGGCACGGAUUGAGCCCGUAUAGCAUCAAAAGUUUCGCUGUCUGCCCGAGUCUGGGUCACAUGAUGUGGUACGUGUAUGUGCGCUCUGUCUGUGCCAAAACUGCAAUUUUAUGCUGAAAACACAUUCAAACACAUGCAAUGCUGCUCUGUAAUACUUUAUUAUUAUGUAGCUGAGCAGAGCCAGUUAUGUUUUACGCCACUCUGUGCCAGGACGGUAGUGUUCCCCCCGGUACCACUGUGUUAGGUUCUUGUGCCAUAUUCCUCGACGUAGAGGAGACUCACGGGGGGGUCACUCGCUGGGCCGUACGACCAUGGGAGACUAAUACUAUGCUGUGCUGCGAGCAGAACAGAAUAAAAGACUUUUA
Messenger RNA from Paramisgurnus dabryanus, 10858 nucleotides. It is a transcript of the gene grin2da, whose product is annotated as glutamate receptor, ionotropic, N-methyl D-aspartate 2D, a. Gene Ontology annotation, biological process: monoatomic ion transport. NCBI's taxonomy places the organism in Eukaryota, Metazoa, Chordata, Actinopteri, Cypriniformes, Cobitidae. Gene Ontology annotation, molecular function: signaling receptor activity; ligand-gated monoatomic ion channel activity. The record is from RefSeq and is a predicted model, not a curated record. Gene Ontology annotation, cellular component: membrane.